Molecule: messenger RNA, 4640 nt
Organism: Pelagomonas calceolata
Lineage: Eukaryota; Pelagophyceae; Pelagomonadales; Pelagomonadaceae
Source: the annotation of a GenBank genome assembly
CCUGGUCUCCCGCGGCGGCAAGAGUUAAUUGACCUGCACACAGCCAAUAGCGCGCCGCGCAGCCACACAGCUCGCGCAGCAGUACAGCUACUUGCAAUUGAGCUGGGCGCCGCGACGCGACGACGCGUUCGCGCGCCUGUGACGAGAACACAGCCUUAAAUCAAAAAGCCCGGGAAGGUCACCGCGGCGCCAUGAGUGGCCGCGGCCCCCAAAAAACCUGCCCGGCCUGCGACGCCAAGGUCCACGCCAGGAAGGCGAGGUGCCCCUGCGGCCACGUCUUCGCGAGCAAGAAGCGCGCCGCGAGCCCGCCGCGGCCGCCGCUCGCGCCCUUGCCGACGAGCACGACGGGCCGCCGGCGAAGCGCCGGCUCGCCCGCGAGCUACGCCGAGCCCUCCCUGAAAAGCAAGAUGCGCCAGAAGCGCGGCGAGGCCGUCGUUUCGAAGCCGCCGCCCGAGAAGCGGCGCCGCACGGACGCGCCGCCGGCCGCGCCGCCGAAGAAGCGCGGCCGGCCGCCGAAGAAGCAAGCAGCGCCGCCGGAGGACGCCCUCGCUCUCCUGAACGCGCUCGAAGCCAAGGAGUCGUUAACGAAGGACGACGUCCGCGCGCUCGCGCAGUGCGCCACGAACGACGAAGAAAGGGCCUGCCAGCUGCUCGACGACGCCUGCAAGGAUGACCAAGUAGCUUUAGAGGCCUGCGCUACCACACUCACACUAGCCUCGGAGCGCGGCGGCGCGUACGCCUCUGCCGAAAGAACAAACGAGCGGGCUCAGCAAUUACGGCGCCAGGCGCGCGCCGGCCUCGACGUCGAGGAGGGGUUGACUGCAUUAUCAGACCUCAUCGCUUCCCGGGCAUUGGAGGACGCCGCGGUCGCGGCCGCCUGUGGUGCUGCUGGUGUUAUACUACAGACCAGGGGCACGCCAACCGCUUUGUUAGUGUGGCGCGCUGCGGCUCGAAGCUACCCGUCGCAUCGAGCCGCAUUACUAGAAGACUGGUUAGAUGUCUUACGGACGGAGACGUCUUCUUCGAGAAUAGCUCUAGAUGAUGAUUUGGGCGGUUCCGCGCGGUGGGCGUCGGUCCUGGCCUUAGUUAUCACCGAGGCCUGCGUGCCUCUGGCGGAGGAGGUCCCGUCUGUGACGGAAAGUGAAAGAUGUUCAAAUGCGUUGACGGGAGCUCUACUCAGAAGGUGCCGGGAGGGCCCGAACGAAAGCGACUGGCGCGACCUAGCUCUAGCCUUCUCGUCAGAUCUAGUUGCGGCGUUAGAAGCGCCGGCCUGGUCCUCAUCAAGUGAAAGCGUGUUAAGGUCGUUAGCUCGAUCUGCUAGCACAGAACUGAGGAAGGCCCCGUCGGAUCGAAAGGCCGAACCUUAUGUGUGCUUCCUCGGGGACUUGCUGGCUGUCAUUGUGGGCGGCGUCUCUGCAGUAACAAAACGGGCUACCUCAUCAGUAACACCAGUCGUGCAAGAGCAAGGCGGGGCUUGUGACGUGCCCGAGGAGAACCAGCGCUUGGAAGCGUUGGUGGCGUUCCAGCAGCUCCAGCUCAACGGCCUCGAGGCGCGCUCGUCGUCAGAGCCGCUCUGUGGCGAAGCUCUUAGAUACAGUGUGGCAAAAUGGCACGCCGAGCUCCCCGACUCGGCCAAGGCGUUGAAGCGCCAUUUAGCAUCGCAAUUCGCGGGCAGGGACGUGGCGAGAGUUCGAAGAGCUUCGUGGGACGCAGCUCUACCGCGCGACAAAUUGCGAGGCGUCGCGUGCGCUAUUGUCCAAGGUUCACCAUUGGCGCGAGGGUUAUCAUUACUAGCGAAGCAAUUGGUAGGCUUGCUGGCCCACCUUCAGCCGAAGGUGCGGGACAAAGCACUAAGAGCCCUAGGCCGAGCGUCGUGUGAUCACCUACUGGAAAGAGACGUCGUCCAGCAGGCCAUGCGGUCUAGGUUCGCCGACGAGUCUCCCAGUGUCAGACUCGCCGCGGUGGAAGUGUGCGGCACGAAGUGCCAGCAGCAGCCGUCGCUCUUCGUUCAUUACGAAGAGGACCUCUUGAAGAGACUGAGAGAUGCGGGCCUAGCCGUCAGAAAAGCCACCGCCCGCCGCCUAAAGACGACGCUGACGGAUGCGAGAAUACCGCCCGAUGCGCGGGCGCGCACGUUAGCUGCUCUUGUUAGAUGUGCCGCUCGUCCGAGUGAGGAACGAACGGUCAAGGACUUAGUGAGAGACUGCAUCCGCGAGGCCUGGUUCGCGCCCGUUGCUGACGUGGCGGCGCCUCGCUUGUUGCCGCGCGUGUCUCCCAGCGUCACGGACGCUCCUCGCAUCAAGGAGGCCGCGUAUCGCCUCGACCCAAUUACGAGGCAAGUUGUGGACGUCGUGUCUGCGGCCGGAGAUGACCAAACGAUCGGGGCGGUCUUCGCCAUGGCCCUCACGGAGCAGGACGGGAAGUCCAGGAAGGCGGCGUCUGCGCGAUUGCGAGCCCAACAGCACGUCGCGCACUUGGCUGAUCACUUGGUUAGAUUGGACGGAUCCCGCUCGGACGGGAAGGUCACGCCCCAGACGACGCCGGACAAGCACACUAUCAUAACUGGUUCCUUGACCGAAGAGAGCGCUUCUGAUGUUGUCAUGACACUGAGUGCGAUCCGAGCCUUCGCGCGGAGCGCUCCGGAAACCGUGGCUCCCUCAUUAGAUGUGAUAGCACCCUAUCUGCGAGGCGACAACGGGUUGGAUGAGAAGGGCGAGUCCGCAGCGGUGCAAAAGGCCGCGGAGAUCAUUCACGCCGCGUGUAGUGCUCUACCUAGACCAGCAUCAGCUUCCUUGGCAGCUAGAUGUUCACCUGAUCUCGAGAAGGCCGCCCUGAACUCCCGAGGAAGCGCGCCGACGACGGCAGCCGUCGCUUGUCUCGCUGCCUUGGACGCAACGAGGUCGAACACCGAGGCUGGAAGAUCGCUGUGGCGUUUGGCCGCAUUGUGUCACGACUUGCUGAGGAGGAGAAGGCACGUGGGACGGGCGGCCUUAGUGCUAGGAUGUGUGGCAAAAGAUUGGGCGUGCGGCCUGGCCAGAGGCGCUCCGGACGACGAGAGCGAGCCCAGUACAUUAGCGCGGAUGCGGGACCCGCACGGCGCCGUGUUUGCGUGUGUCGCGCGCGAGGCGUCUUCCAAUGAUGCCGCGGCGGCGCGAGCGGCUUCCGCGGCGUGUGCGUCUGUCGCCGGCGCGCCGCGCCUCGCGAACGCUGCACGUUCAGACGGAUUGUUGGAGAGGUUGUUAAGUCAUCCCCACGCUUCUGUGAGAGCUGCUUCCUUGCGAGGCUGGGCGGACGUCCUGGAUGGGUGCGAUCGAGCCGCUCGAGCGCAGCACGCUUCCGAUUCGGAGUCCGUGCGAAGUGUCGUAUGCAAUGAUGAGUCAUUGAGAGAGGACGCCGAGGGCGCCUUCCAGGCCGCGGCGGCGUGCGCCCAGGCUUGCUUAGCGAGGGCUUCUACACUCUUGGAAGACCGCGAUGGGGACGUGAGAUGCGCGUCAGUCACGUUCCUGAACGGUGUCCUGAGGCACGGCCUCGCGAAUCCCCGAGAUAUAGCGCCUCUACUAGUCGGAAGACAUGGCGACGAGCUGCAAAAGGUCCGGGACGCCGCCGCGGAUGCUUUGAGGGAGACCGCUGCCAAGAGACCGCAACUCGUAGCCUUACGCUUCUCGGAAGGCUUCGCGGACGCGUGCGCGUCGGCGAGACGCUACUCCGACGAAAUCCCGCUACCCAUCCUCAAGGCCGUCGGGACGUCGUACCAAGUGUGCUGCGAAGGUAGAGCAGCGAGGGCCAAGGCCCUCAAGUCCGCUUUGGAUGUCUUCGUCACGCCGAACGACCUCCCUGCGAAAGACGGAGAUUUAUCAAAUUGGCUCGGGAAACGGGCGGCCACCUGUAGGGCCCUGGGUUCGUUGCCGUUCCGGACGGCCGACGAGCCGCUCAUGGUUAUUCGAGCGUGUGCCCGGGCUUGUGCGCUCGAUGGGGCUGCUCUCCAUGAGUCGCUGAGGGAUGCUUCUGACGUGUCUGCUAGAGAUGCCGCUAGAUGUGGUGCUUUUUCGUUGUUGUGUCGCUUGAAGGCCCACAUCAAGCGAAGGCACCGAUUGGGCGACGCGCGGUGUGCGGCCUACGACGGCGACUGCGAUAAACAGUUAGGUGCGAUUCGUGACGAUUCUCCGCUGGUGUGCGGGCCGCUCUUCUCUCGCAGUGCGCUGGCGGCCGUCGGGACGAACCGGGGCGGGUCCGUGCGCUCGUCGCUGGUCGUGGAUCUCGGCCGAUUAUUAGCUGAAGAGCAGGACGACGGCGAUUUACAAGACCGUCCGAAGAAGCCGCGCGGCCGGCCGCCCAAGGACCAGCCGCUCAAGCGCACGUCGUCGAUGGAGCCGCCCAAGAAGCCGCGCAAGAAGGUCAAACGAAAGCGGCCCAAGGACGACUCCGACGACUCCGACGACGACUGGGGUCCCGGCAAGAACUGAGUUGCGUGCACAAGGCCCGACUCUCUCUCCCCCCUCUCUACGACGUAAGCAUCUGUGUUCGAACCUCUUCUCGCACUCGCGAGUUGGCGUUUGCUCCGAUAUCCCUACAACCAUGGGGAAAGCUGCUGGGGCGUGGCUGUGUGAGUCAUGCGAGAGGGAGGGCUGGACGGUUCGUCC